AAGUUGCGUUUUACCCUGAAUGUGCGUGUCGUGUUUGUAUCAUUUUCUGUUUGUUUAUCAUUUAUGACGUUAUUGUGAGUGCGCAUUUUUUAAAAUCAAAUCAAAAGAGGUGCUUAUAAAGUUACAAUGAAAAACAUAACUGCAAAACAAUUGCCUAGAAAGAGUAAUUCCAAAGAGGAUGAUGACAAUGUAAGAUAUAAAUUAAGUAAACAGUACUUGAACAAUAUUGCCAAAGCGAAUUCAAAAGCAUUGAAAAAGUUAAAUGAGAAUGAUGAUAAUAUUCGAUACAAAUUUGCUCCAGUGUCAUCCAAACCAAAGAGCCCAGAGAAAAAACCUAAACAAAAACAAAAGAUUAAAGUGAACUUUUGGAGCAAUAAACCAAUUGGGCCUCGGAAUCAAAAAGAUGCAUUGAAUUCUGGGAAAUCAAAACGCAGACACACAGUGGGCGCAGUGGACAAUGUUGAUAGUGAAAAACCUAAGACACCUGUAGUUAAGGUUCGCAAGCGAGUCUCCUUUUUGCCAUCGCCAAUGUUUAACGAUAACCAUGUGCCCAUGGUCACUGUACCGGAUGAUUUAACUAUUCAGAUUAACGCAGAAGCCAAAACACGGAGUGAAGAUUUAAAUCUAGGCUUUAUAGAUAAUAAAACAGAUAUAAGCAAACUGCAAGAACAAGGCAGAAAGAAAGUACGGACUUCAAUGACACAGACAAGCCCAAGAAGCUCAAAAGUAAACGCAGCCAAUGUACAACAGAGAAAUCAAGGCAAUGAAAAUGAUUUAGAAUUCUUUUCCAAAUAUGUAGUGCAAAAGUUAAGAAGAAUGGAGACAAAUCAGCGUAUUUACUCAGAAAAUUUAAUAAACACAGUUCUUAUGCUAGGACAAUUGGGUCAAUUAAACGGUAAAUCUAAAAUAACACAGACAUCAUAGAUUCUAUUUGUUGACUAUGGUUUAAUCUAACAUUUAUUCUUUAAAUUAUUUUUCUAUUUUGUAUAGAGUUCAGUACAUGUCAUGUUUGAUACCUGCCGCUGUUAUUUCCUUAAUAGUUCAAUCAAAUAGUUAUUGCACAAAGUUACUGCAUAAAAUAACUACUAUUUAUAACUAUUUCAAAGAUAAAGUACAUACAAUAUUGAUCUCAAGUUACAUAAUAUAUUUAGAUCAAUCAAUUCAAUGAAUACUUUAUGUAGAAUAGUUGAUAAAUUAUUUAAAAAUUAUUUCUAGACACUGGGUAUUUUUAUAUACUGCAUAUCUUGUUUUCUUAGAGCUAGCGCGCAAGAGCAACUUUUGUCUCUCCCAUCAAUUCUAUAAGUUGCGUCGCUAUGUGCGCGCACUUUCUUACUAGCCCAUAUCACUUAUUGUAUUUUUUGAAUUUUUAAAGCAAUUAGAAUCCACUUAUAAUGACAUUGACAUCAAAUAAGUAUUUAAAAGAUUUGGAUUGAUGCUAUUUUUUCCUUUGCUUUGUUUAUUAAUUUAUUAAUGUAUUUUCUUUCAACAAUUAUAUUUGUUAAAUUGAAAUCACUUAUGGGACUAAUUCUUCACUGUCAUUAUAAGUGCAAUAUUUAACUAAUAUAAUAUAUACUAUACAUAUACUUACCAAUACUUUAUAAAAUUUGAUAGAUAUGAAUAGAUAGUUGUAAUUAUUAAAAAUAGAUUAUUGUGAAUUGAUAAUACUUAUUCUUAGUACCUAUUUCCCAAUAUAAUAAGAGAAAUUGAUAAAAGGUGUCUUGAAAAAAAUUAUUUAUUAAUCAUAGUAAAUUAGGAAAUUAUAUUUACAUAAAAAUACUAAUAAGUAAUUUUUCUUUGUAAUAAUUGACAUAUUAUUAUGUCAUUGAUUAAUGUUGGAGGCAUAAUAUAUUUGUGUGUUACAUAUAAAUUUAAUUAUCUGUUGUGUGUUUAGAGUCUUCUGUCUGACAUGUAUACUGUAUAGCUCUGAUUAUAUAAAACAAUAUUUUUUUGUAAAAAUCAAGUAACUAUAUACUUGUUAUUGUUAACAAGUUAAUAUUUUGUUAUAUAUAUUUUGAAAGAUAAGUACAGAAAUUGGUGGUAAGAAUACAUAUCUUGUUCAGAAAGGCCUUAUAAAUUAUACUAGUAAUUUGUAGUUUAAUUUAUUGUUGUAAAACUUGGAAGUUUGUAUGCUUUUUAUGCAUUUAAAAAAUUGCAUGCAUUAUAUUUUUCCUAUAUUAUAUUUUUAAGUAUUUGGAUAGUGGUAAUGGAUUUUGUAUUAGGGCACAACAAACAUGCAUGCAAAUAAAUAUAUGAAAUUAUUUUUCCACCAUACAGACAAAAGUAUAUUAUGUACAGAUAAUACACAAAUAUCGGUUUUGUAGCUGGCUAGAAACUGGAUUUUAAAAAACUUAACUUAUUGCAACCAUGUCUUACAAUGUUAUGAAAUAAAAUGGCUUUCACAUAAUACAGAAAAAUCAUUGUUCAAAUAUCAUGUAUUUGCAUAUAUAAAAGCACGUCCAAAUUACGUUUAUUAUUAUGAAGUAUUUUUAAGUGUACAUGUACAUAGGUACUAUAGAUUUAUAUUAUAAGCUCAAAGGUGUUAAAAAUGUGUUCUUUUUUCAUAUCGAGUUUUUUAAUAUAUAUAUGUAAGGAUUCAAAGGCCUUCCUAAUAAAUAUAAUUAACAUAAAUAAGCAUA
Messenger RNA from Colias croceus (clouded yellow), 2636 nucleotides. RefSeq lists its product as uncharacterized. Bases 127 to 924 code for a protein of 265 amino acids. The transcript has 2 exons. NCBI's taxonomy places the organism in Eukaryota, Metazoa, Arthropoda, Insecta, Lepidoptera, Pieridae. The record is from RefSeq and is a predicted model, not a curated record.